Molecule: messenger RNA, 2292 nt
Organism: Lutzomyia longipalpis
Lineage: Eukaryota; Metazoa; Arthropoda; Insecta; Diptera; Psychodidae
Gene: Stt3A
Product: dolichyl-diphosphooligosaccharide--protein glycosyltransferase subunit STT3A
Biological process (GO): post-translational protein modification
Cellular component (GO): membrane
Molecular function (GO): dolichyl-diphosphooligosaccharide-protein glycotransferase activity
Source: RefSeq, a predicted model, not a curated record
UAGUGAUAUUUAGGGAAACGUAAUAUAGCAAGGACGGUCAGUCGGGAUGCCACGCAUUUCAAUGUCGGUUUAAGUUGUGUGUUUUGUUUUGGGAUUGGCACCGGCAAUUUUCAUAUUUUCUCAGGAUUUUCAGCAUUAUGGACACGUCAGGAGGACAAUCAAAGAUGAAGCUAAAUCUGGAAAAGCAAGAGCAUCUCGUAAAGUUGGCCAUUCUAACGAUAGCAGCGAUUUUGUCUUUUGCCACACGGCUGUUUUCUGUGCUUCGAUUUGAGAGCAUCAUCCACGAAUUUGAUCCAUACUUCAACUAUCGCACAACACGCUUCCUAGCUGAGCAAGGGUUCUACAGUUUUCACAAUUGGUUCGAUGAUCGGGCAUGGUAUCCGCUGGGAAGAAUUAUCGGAGGAACCAUCUAUCCUGGUUUAAUGAUAACAUCAGCUUUCCUCUAUAGGAUAAUGUGGCUCCUUAAUAUUACCAUUGAUAUUCGCAACGUUUGCGUCUUCUUAGCACCUUUCUUUUCGUCUCUCACCACCAUUGUCACCUAUUUACUGACCAAAGAAAUUCAUAGUACGGGAGCAGGGCUUGUGGCUGCUGCAAUGAUUUCCAUUGUACCCGGAUAUAUUUCUCGUUCUGUAGCUGGAUCAUACGAUAAUGAAGGCAUUGCAAUCUUUUGCAUGCUCCUUACGUACUACAUGUGGAUCAAAGCUGUGAAAACUGGUGCAAUUUUUUGGAGUACUCUCGCUGCUCUUGCCUACUUCUACAUGGUAUCCUCCUGGGGUGGUUACGUCUUCCUCAUUAACCUCAUCCCCCUGCACGUGCUUGCCCUCAUGAUUACCGGACGUUUUUCACAUCGCAUCUACAUUGCAUACAGCAUUGUUUAUUGCGUUGGAACCAUCCUCUCCAUGCAGGUUUCCUUUGUUGGUUUUCAACCUGUUCAAAGUUCCGAGCAUAUGCUGGCACUUGGUGUCUUUGGACUCUGCCAAAUUCAUGCUUGUGUGGACUUUUUGCGUUCCAAAAUGUCCCAUGAACACUUCGAUAUACUCUUCAAAGCUCUCCUUGGCUUCCUCCUUGGCGCUUCCCUAUUUGUUGGUAUAAUACUCUCCAUCACGGGAAAAGUUUCACCAUGGACUGGACGGUUUUACUCUCUUCUCGAUCCGAGCUAUGCUAAGAAUCACAUUCCAAUUAUUGCAUCUGUGUCUGAGCAUCAACCCACAUCAUGGGCCUCCUUCUACUUUGACCUACAAAUUUUGGUCUUUCUCUUCCCUGCUGGACUCUAUUUGUGCUUCACAAAGCUCACUGAUGCCAACAUCUUCAUUAUCCUCUACGGAGUCACAAGCAUAUACUUUGCUGGAGUUAUGGUGCGUCUCAUGUUGGUUCUUGCACCAGUAAUGUGCGUUCUCUCGGGUAUUACAGUAUCACACCUGAUGGCCAAGUACAUCAGGAGUGUCGAUAGUACGCAGACAAAGGUUCAAGAUCCAAAAAAGGCGAAAAAAUUCGAACAACAAUCAACGGUUUCCAGUGAAACUGCUAUUGCAUUUGUAUUUGUCCUGUCUUUCCUGCUCAUCACCUACACGUUCCAUUGUACAUGGGUGACAUCGGAAGCAUACUCAUCCCCCAGCAUUGUUCUUGGGGCUCGUUCACAUGACGGAGGACGCAUAAUUUUCGAUGAUUUCCGAGAAGCUUACUACUGGCUGCAGAUGAAUACUCCCGAGGAUGCAAAAAUAAUGUCAUGGUGGGAUUAUGGAUACCAAAUAACAGCAAUGGCUAACAGGACGAUACUCGUGGAUAACAAUACGUGGAAUAAUACCCACAUCUCACGAGUCGGUCAGGCAAUGGCAUCCACAGAGGAGAAGGCGUAUGAAAUUAUGCGAGAACUGGAUGUAUCUUACGUAUUGGUCAUCUUUGGUGGUCUCACGGGCUACUCAUCGGAUGAUAUUAACAUUGUGGACAAGGAAGGCUCUCCGACGCUCCUCAAUUGCCUCAUGUACAAAAUGUGUUACUAUCGCUUUGGGCAAGUUUACACCGAGGGUGGCAAACCACCGGGCUACGAUCGGGUUCGAAGUGCAGAAAUUGGGAACAAGGACUUUGAAUUGGAUGUCCUAGAGGAGGCCUAUACCACGGAACAUUGGCUGGUGCGGAUAUACAAAGUGAAGGAUCUACGGAAUCGUGGUGUGUGAAGCAAAUACCCAAUGAGGUUCCCUUGAUUGAGCACAUCACAAAAAAAGCAUUUCUUCAAACCCAGUGCAUUGAAAGUAACGAAUUACAAUGGCAAAUAAAAGUCCAGUCUUUGGUAAA